Molecule: messenger RNA, 607 nt
Organism: Penicillium hordei
Lineage: Eukaryota; Fungi; Ascomycota; Eurotiomycetes; Eurotiales; Aspergillaceae
Product: DUF4149 domain-containing protein
Exons: 4
Coding region: 1-588 (195 amino acids)
Source: RefSeq, a predicted model, not a curated record
AUGCAACCUUUCUCACUCCAACUUUUAUCGCCAACUCAACUUUCCCAAGGUCAUAACAUAUCCGAAAUCAUGGAUCCUCGCCCCUACCAUGUUCUAAGCUACGGCACCCUUUUAGGGACACAGUUCUACCAGUCUUUUGUCGGAGGCUUCGUUGCUUUCCGUGCCCUUCCGCGGCCCCAGUUCGCUAGUCUGCAGACCGCCAUCUUCCCAAUCUACUUCUCACUGCAAUCUGCGCUGCCUGUAGUGGUCGCCUUGACCGCUUCCCAUGGCGGACAAGUAUUGGGUCUGUCUGGUCUCGCUGCAUCUGAGAACCGCCUUAACACUCUCUUGCCUCUGGCAACUGUGGCAGUGACCGGAUUGGUGAACAUGUUCGUGUUGCGUCCCAUCACCACUAAUGUUAUGCGCGAGCGCAAGCAUCAAGAAACCCGUGAUGGAAAGAGGAGCUACGACCCAGCGCCUCACUCCAAGGAGAUGCUGGCCCUGAACAAGAAGUUCGGCCGCGUGCAUGGUAUUUCAAGCUUGGUCAACUUGGUCAGCCUGGUUGCUACGAUCUGGUACGGUGCCGUGCUAAGCAAGAGACUUGAGUAAUUUGACAAUAGCAAUCAAU